Ostreobium quekettii is the source of this 441-nucleotide messenger RNA. NCBI's taxonomy places the organism in Eukaryota, Viridiplantae, Chlorophyta, Ulvophyceae, Bryopsidales, Ostreobiaceae. The record is from the annotation of a GenBank genome assembly.
AUGGCAGCUGCCUUUGGUGGCCACGUUGGUGCUGUGCAGGCUCUCGUCGAUGGUGAUGCAGAUGCCAAUGCACAGAAUUCCAGGAGGAAAACUGCAUUACACCAGGCACCCCUUCUGUUUGACCGCAUAGGCGUGGCUAAGGCCCUUGUCGAGGCAGGGGCAUUUGUGAACCUGGAAGACAACAAAGCAAACACCCCCUUGCACAUCGCCUCCCAGUUCGGCGCCAAGAACAUUGUUUCCUACCUUCUCACAGUUGGUGCUGACCCCGAGGCUGUCAACAGUGAGUCGCUGACGCCUCGCGAGAUUAUCUGCGACUGUCUGGAAUUCGCGGAGUUCCCCUCGUCACUGCAGUGCCCAAAAGGAAAAUGUGACAGCGGAGAUGACAUCAGCAGCAUACGCAGAAUCAUCGAUGGGGAAAGAACGGCACUGGAACAGGAAUGA